AUAUAAUAAAGUAAUAACCCCACUCUAGGCCCAUCUAUCAUUUCCCAUUCAGUUCACUCAUCACCUCCACUCCACUCCACCCACCCAUUUAUUUCUUCACUCCACAGCAAAAAUACAGAAAUGGCUAUCUCAAUUUUCAUUUCCAAUUUUGCCCCUAUAACCCUCCUCUAUUUCCUCCUCCUACCCUCCCCCAUUUCCUCCCUCAACAUCACCCUCCUCCUCUCCUCCUACCCUUCCUUCUCCGCCUUCAAUUCCCUCCUCUCCUCCACCGGCAUCGCCUCCGAUCUCACCUCCCGCUCCUCCCUCACCCUCCUCGCCGUCCCCAACUCCCUCCUCCACUCCCCCUCCGCCCCCAACAUCGCCGACGUCCUCCGCUACCACGUCCUCCUCGAAUACCUCUCCCUCCCCGACCUCCGUCGCAUCCCUCCCGCCGGCAAGCUCGUCGCCACGCUCCUUCAAACCACGGGGCGCGCCGCGGCCAAUUCAGGCUCCGUCAACAUCACCGUCGACUCCUCCUCCGCCUCAAUUACAUUCCACUCCCCUGCCUCCACCGCCACCCUCCUCUCCCCAAUCAAAACCCUACCUUACAACAUCUCCAUCCUCUCCCUCAAUUCGCUCCUCCUCCCCGCCAGUCCCGAUCUCGCAGCCUCGGAGACGCGCGCCCCGCUCGGCCUCAACAUCACCACCACGCUCAUCAACGGCCACGAUUUCAACGUCGCGGCGGCAAUGCUCGCCGCGUCGGGGGUGAUUUCGGAAUUCGAGGCGGACGAAGGCGGCGCCGGGAUCACGAUGUUCGUCCCCACCGACGAGGCCUUCGCUGACCUCCCGCCCUCGGCCAAAUUCCAGUCGCUGCCGGCGGAUCGGAAGGCGGCGGUGCUCAGAUUCCACGUGCUCCACUCCUACUACCCGCUCGGAUCGCUGGAGUCGAUCGUGAACCCGGUCCAGCCCACGCUCGCCACGGAGCAGAACGGGGCGGGUAGCUUCACCCUCAACAUCUCCCGGGUUAACGGAUCCGUUGGAAUCGACACCGGAAUCGUGCAGGCGUCGGUGACGCAGACGGUUUUCGAUCAGAACCCUAUCGCAAUUUUCGGGGUUUCGAGAGUGCUGUUGCCGCGGGAAUUUUUCGGGAGGGAUCCGAUCGAGAUCUACAAGCCUAGUGUCGGCGGAGCUCCGCCGCCUGAUAUUGCGAUGUCACCGGAGAAUUACGAUCCGGCAAAUCGAUUGUCGGCGGCGGCGGCGGGCGGAGGAGUGGGGAUUUUGUGGAUAUUUUGGGGUUUGUGGUGUACAGGAAUAUUUUUACUUUCAUAUCGGUUAAAUUAAAAUAGUAAUUAAUUAUAAAGAGAAGAGAAAAUUAGUAGUAACACGGAGAAUCAUUGAUGAGGCUCUAGUUCUACCAUAGUAAAGGGAAAUUUGAUUUAAAUUCAGAUGAAUAUGGUGACCAAUUUUGUUUUGUAAUAAGGCGAGUUUAUUUAUUGGACAAUUUUGGAUACUAGAUUUUGUUGUACAAUUUUUGUUUUAAAUGCAUAUUCCUCGGCUGAUUGUACUA
Salvia hispanica is the source of this 1546-nucleotide messenger RNA. NCBI's taxonomy places the organism in Eukaryota, Viridiplantae, Streptophyta, Magnoliopsida, Lamiales, Lamiaceae. The record is from RefSeq and is a predicted model, not a curated record.